AUGGAAAGCAAUUGGGUAUAGAAAUUGCCUUUGAGUAGCGCGCUAAGCGCCCGAGACUUCCCGACGAAGUCUGGGCGGUGGUUUGAUCAGCUGAUGUUGGUCAAACCAGCAUCCAAUUUGACAAAUCUUCUAUAUGAGAAGAAUUUGUCAUUUUGGAUGUUGGUUUGACCAACAUCAGCUGGUCAAACCACCGCCCAGACUUCAUCGGGAAGUCUCAGGCGCUUAGUGCGCUACUCAAAGGCAAUUUCUAUAACAAUAGCACAACAAACUUUACCAAGAGCUUUAGAAGAAGUCAAACAAACAGUCAGCAAAGCUGGGUGGAUUACAGAAAAAACAAAAGAUGGAAUCACAAUCACCACAAAUACAACCAAUGAUAAUAAGCCACUAGCGAAAUCUGAGGGGGAAUUUAACGCCCCAGCACAAGCUAUUGUAUACUCUAUCACACAAAAGAGAAAUUUAUUAAUCAUACAAAAUAAUUUAUUUCUACCAUAUUAAGGAAAAUUUUAGAAAUUGGUUUUUUAUUUUCGAAUAAGAAAAUAUAUAAUUUUUUUAUGAAUACACAAAAUACAAAAAAAUGAAGCCCAAGAUUAAAGACCAUAGAAACCUUACAAGAAUCAGGAAACAUCAGACUUAUCAAACAAGUCCUUAAAAUGAGGUGGCCAAUUGAUAACAGGGAAAUCCUUACUGUUGUCACAACUUUCAAUGAAAAUGGGCUAACGUAUAUUAUUGAAAAAAGCGUUAAUAUUGAUAAUAUUCCAGUGGCAAAAGAUCAUAUUAGGGCUGUAGUGAAUGUUUGUGGAUAUAUUAUUGAGCCUUUAGAAAAUAAGUGAUUGCUUAAUUAGUGCUUAAUGUGUCAUUUGGGGUAUUAUUAAAAAAUGUUCUUUUAACUGCAAAACCGCGACAUCAUGGCAUUUCCAUCAGGACCUUUUAGUGACCCAAAAUGUGGCUCCUAAACAAUUGCAUCAAACAUCUGGCCACCAAACCACAUUGCCUAGUUCUGUAUUUGGCUCGUCCGAGUUCUUCGCCUUAGGAUAUCCCCCUCUCGGAAUUUUCAAGCAGUAAAACCCGCAUACUUCAUAAAAUCCAAGUUACCUUAUGCGCUAAAGUUUUCUUUGGAAUUGCUGGAGGGAAAACUGAGCCCCAUAAUAAUAAAAAUUUUCUAAGGACAGAAAAUUCUCACUCCCCCCCCCCCUUUAAAUUGGAACUAAAAAUUUUGUUCCAAUUUAAAGGGGGGUUAAGAAAUUGUUUUUAGAAAAAAAUCAUUAUAAAUUUUUUAUAAAAAAAACAAUUUAUAUAAAAUUUAUAAAAAAAAAAAAUUACAAAAAUUUAUCGAAUUAGAUUAAUAAAUUUGUUUAAUAAAAUGCUAUUUACUCUUUAUCCUUUAAAACAAAGCAAGAUAUAACUAAAAUUUUAUUAUUAAUUAAUACGCCACUAUUAAUUGGUAUCAAAACUAUUUACACAAAAAUUAUUAUAUUUAUUGAUAAAAAAAAUAAAAAAAAAAAAAUUUUAGAAAAUUUAUUAAUCAAAGUGCUAAUUUUGUUUUAAUAAGAUGUUAUUUUAUACUCUAUUCUUUGAAAUAAAGCAAGAGAUAAGUAAAUUUUGAAUUUUUGUAAAGAAUUCGUAUUGAAUUUAUAUCAAAGCUAUUUAAAUAAAAAAUAUCAUUUUUAUCAAAAAAAUAAAAAAUUUUUGUUUGAAAAUUUUUUAAAAACAAAAAAAAAAAUUAAAUUUUUUUAAAAAUUUACAAUUAAGGAUAAUAAAUUUAUUUAAAUAAGAUGCUCUUUAUACUCUAUUCUUUAAACAAGAGCAGGAUAUAACUAAAUUUUUAAUUUUAGUUAAGAAGAAACAUUUAAAUUAUAUCAAAACUUUUUACAUAAAAAUUAUGAUUUAUAUAAAUAAAAUUUUUUAUUAUAAAAUUAAAUUUUGUUCCAAUUUAAAGGGGGGUUAAUUUACCAAAAAAGUAGAAAUUUUACCUAGAUUUUGUUCCAAUUUAAAGGGGGGGGGGAGUCAGAAAAAAAAUCCUAUGGUGGCAUUAUAUAUUAUCCUCUAGAGAAUAACAGAACCAAAGUUACAUAUGUAAAUCAGUAUGACCCAAAUGGGAAUGUUCCAAUGGCGAUUCGAAGAAAAGUUCAAAGCAAGUUAGUAAGAAGAUUAAUGAUUGCAAAAAAAGAAUUAAAAUAA
This is a messenger RNA of Blepharisma stoltei, 2178 nucleotides long. The record is from the annotation of a GenBank genome assembly. NCBI's taxonomy places the organism in Eukaryota, Ciliophora, Heterotrichea, Heterotrichida, Blepharismidae.